Molecule: messenger RNA, 630 nt
Organism: Knipowitschia caucasica
Lineage: Eukaryota; Metazoa; Chordata; Actinopteri; Gobiiformes; Gobiidae
Source: the annotation of a GenBank genome assembly
AUGGCAGAUUAUGAAACAUACACGUUUGACUUCUCCGACAACAGUACGGACAACCUGUCUAUCGAGUCUCCAGAUUUUGGGCUGGACUACCAAGAGCCAUGUGAGAGAGCGGUCAGCAAUGAUUUCAACAAGAUCUUCCUCCCCACCGUCUAUGGAAUUAUCUCAUUUUUGGGAAUCAUUGGCAAUGGACUCGUGGUCAUUGUGAUGGGCUACCAGAAGAAAGUGAAAACCAUGACGGACAAAUACAGACUGCAUCUCUCCGUAGCUGACCUCCUGUUUGUGCUCACGUUACCUUUCUGGGCUGUGGACGCUGCAAGGACUUGGUAUUUUGGGAGUUUUCUCUGCGUUUCAGUCCAUAUGAUCUACACGGUCAACUUGUACAGCAGCGUCCUGAUCCUGGCCUUCAUCAGCCUGGAUAGAUACCUCGCUGUGGUGCGUGCAACCAACAGCCAAGCCACGAGAAAGCUUCUGGCCAGCCGUGUAAUCUACAUCGGUGUGUGGCUUCCCGCUGCAGUCCUCACCAUCCCUGAUCUUGUUUUCGCUCGGGUCCGGGACACUUCCGAUCUGCAUGUCAAUCAGGACGAGAGCAUGGAAUCUUCUGACGUUCGCAUCAUCUGCAUUGGGGGGUAG